Pelodiscus sinensis (Chinese soft-shelled turtle) is the source of this 928-nucleotide messenger RNA. Lineage: Eukaryota; Metazoa; Chordata; Testudines; Trionychidae. The record is from RefSeq and is a predicted model, not a curated record.
CCUGGGUUCGACCUCCCGGAAAGAGCCGCAAAGUUCUUCCUUGCUCUCAGAGGUGUCUGAACCACAUCAAAGUACAGAGAGCAGUAUUUUGCCUUUUGAUACUACUACAGAAGGGUCAUCUCUUCUCAUGACACAGCAGAAUGAGGAUACCCACGUUACGUCAGAUGCUUUGGUAGAAAGUACUGAUCAAUACACUGAAGCUUACCCUGAUUUGAAUAGUGAUGCAACAGAAACUUUGGAUCCAACGACCAACUCUGCAAGCAUUUCUAGGGUAACACCUGGUUUGGAAACCAGCAUGGAGUCUGCUUUGUUUCCACUUAGUCCUUCAUAUGUUUCUUUCCCAGUUCACUCAGCUCCUAGUUCCAUUGUCUCUGAUACUUUUGUUACUGAUGACUUGUUUACACAUGUGUUUUUUCAUGAAUCCUCCAGUGCAACACCAAAUUUGCCUGGCAAUUUAGAAAUAUCAAGUCAUGUUGAGCUCUUCAGUGAGUUCGUGAGCCCAGUGCCUUUCACUAGACCAUAUGCUUCAUGUUCAUACUGUGACUUGACCUCAGUUCCACCAGAACAAGUUUUUUCAAUUAGACACACAGAACAUGAUGUUGGUUCGGGUGAUUAUAUUGAAACAUUGUCACUCUCAGACUCUAAGGAAAAAGGCAUUACUCCACUUACAACUGUAAUUUCUAACCUAUAUGAACUGGAGGAGUCAGCUCCCGAAGUUUUUGAUACCACAUUUCCAUCAAGACCCGUUGUUUCAUUUUCUUCAAGACUUGAAGAAGUCUUUGAGUCAGACUUUUUUUUUUCAAACAGUGUGGACAUUGGCCUUAACAUAAUGUCUACAACAAUAUUUUCUUCCUACAGAGAGCCCUCUGAGGGAAUAUCUUUGGAUAUUACUUCUGUUCAAUUCUCUUUUCCUGUUGAUGAAAUUGUU